This is a messenger RNA of Wyeomyia smithii (pitcher-plant mosquito), 1144 nucleotides long. RefSeq names its product enoyl-CoA delta isomerase 1, mitochondrial-like. Gene Ontology annotation, molecular function: enoyl-CoA hydratase activity. Bases 202 to 1050 code for a protein of 282 amino acids. NCBI's taxonomy places the organism in Eukaryota, Metazoa, Arthropoda, Insecta, Diptera, Culicidae. The transcript is spliced from 6 exons. Gene Ontology annotation, cellular component: mitochondrion. The record is from RefSeq and is a predicted model, not a curated record. Gene Ontology annotation, biological process: fatty acid beta-oxidation.
UAACCGUUCGUGUUUUGAGUUUUAUAUUACCAAAUGAAACCAGUAAAGUAAAUAUCAAGACAGUCUAACAUUGUGAUAAGUACGUAUGCAGAUAAUAGGAAAAAGUAUUUUCUGUGAAAAGUGAUUCGAAGUUUUAUUGUAAAUUACAAGUUAAGCUGGUUUCAUAAUCUUUCCUUCGUUAGGACUUACAAGCUCUUCACCAUGCUGCGAUCGAUAUAUCGUUUAACUCGUAAACUUAGUGCAUCAGGUCUGCGAUCGUGCAGCAAUACUUCACAAAAGCUAGUGCUCACCACAGUAGACGAUAAAACUGGAUAUGCCACCGUUACACUCAAUCGUCCACCGGUCAACAGUCUGAAUUUGGAACUGCUGAAAGCCAUAUCUGAAUCAUUGGAUGACUUGCAGAACAACAAAUCUCGAGGGAUGAUUUUGACAUCGUCUGCUAAAACGGUGUUCAGUGCUGGCUUAGAUAUCAUGGAGAUGUACAAACCGAAACCCGACCGAUUGAAGGAGUUCUGGUCAACGCUGCAAGACGUCUGGUUUAAGCUGUAUGGAUCUCCGUUUCCCACAGUAGCUGUUAUCAAUGGUCACGCACCUGCCGGUGGAUGUUUGCUGUCACUUUGCUGCGAGUAUCGGGUCAUGUGUCCUAACUACACAAUCGGGUUAAAUGAAACCCAACUGGGUAUUGUGGCUCCAACCUGGUUCCAGGCUGCGCUUCGUAACACGAUUUCGCGGCGUGAUGCUGAGCUCGCUCUAACGUUAGGAACACUGUUUUCGUCCGAUGAGGCUUUGAAGGUUGGACUUGUUGAUGAGCUAGCAGAUAGUAAAGAAGUUGCAAUGGCGAAGGCGGUUAGCUUUUUGGACAGGUUCAAGAAAAUAUCUCCUCAAGCAAGAUCAAUGACCAAACAAGCACUGCGCAGUAAAGAAAUUAUGGAGCUAGAAGACAACAGAACACAAGAUAUCGAUUUAUUUGUGUUUGCCGUAACCCAGCCAAAAGUUCAACAAGGGCUUGAACUUUAUUUGGAGGCCUUAAAAAAGAAAGCUGCUAAAUAAUUAACGUUUAAGAGCAUUAAUACUGUUUUAUAUCACUUUACAGAAUUUAUUUUUCCAUACUGUGUAAGAAAUAUAUAAAUUUUUCUAUAUUCAA